Candidozyma duobushaemuli is the source of this 903-nucleotide messenger RNA. RefSeq names its product DNA-directed RNA polymerase III subunit. Lineage: Eukaryota; Fungi; Ascomycota; Pichiomycetes; Serinales; Metschnikowiaceae. The transcript has a single exon. Bases 1 to 903 code for a protein of 300 amino acids. The record is from RefSeq and is a predicted model, not a curated record. Gene Ontology annotation, biological process: transcription by RNA polymerase III. Gene Ontology annotation, cellular component: RNA polymerase III complex.
AUGUUCACUCAGGAGGAGCUUCUAGACCUCAUGAACGAAACCGACUUGUCCAAGCUUUUGGCAGUCACACAGAGCCUUUUGAACCGCAAAAUGCUCAAAUUGGCCAAAAUCGGCGAAGAUCUCCGAUUCCAGGCGAUUCUGGCGCUGGAAACGAAAAAGUUGACCUCGAUGACCGACGAUGAACAAAUGAUCUACUCCUACAUUGAAGCUUCGGGAAGAGAAGGUAUCUGGACAAAGACACUCAAGGCCAAAACCAACAUGCACCAGCACAUCGUCAUGCGGUGCUUGAAGCUGUUGGAGCUGCAACGUUACAUCAAGCUGAUCAAGUCCGUCAAGCAUCCUACAAGAAAAAUCUACAUGCUUUACAAUCUCCAGCCGUCCAUUGACGUGACUGGUGGUCCGUGGUUUACGGAUUCCGAGCUCGAUACGGAAUUUAUCGACUCUUUGCUCACUGUCGUGUGGCGUUUCAUAGCGCUGAAAACGUUUCCUCUGGCUUUCCAGGAACCUCAGGCCAAUGUGAAUGUUUUCUCCAGCGUGUACCCUGCGAACCACACCGGGUUUGCCAGUCUUGACGCUGUCAUGGAUUUCAUUACCAGCAACAAAAUCACCAAUAUCGACUUGGCCCUCAACGACGUUCGUUCCCUCUGUGAAGUGCUCAUAAUGGACGACAAGAUCGAGGUUGUCAGAGACACAGCUGAUGUGUAUAAGGCCACGUGGCAGCUGGUUCUUGAAGCUGGCUACGGAAGGGCCUACAGAGAGGGCACUUUAGAUUCUGAGCAGGAGAAGUUCUUGAAGGAGCUAGACGCUGAGAACCAGUUCAGUCUUUUCGACCACUACUCUGUGAUCAACGCACAGGUGAACGAGGAUGACGUGGUGUACCUCGAUCUGUGGCUCCGGGCCUAG